This is a messenger RNA of Penicillium hordei, 642 nucleotides long. RefSeq lists its product as uncharacterized. The transcript is spliced from 2 exons. Bases 1 to 642 code for a protein of 213 amino acids. Lineage: Eukaryota; Fungi; Ascomycota; Eurotiomycetes; Eurotiales; Aspergillaceae. The record is from RefSeq and is a predicted model, not a curated record.
AUGCAUUUCACCGCCCCCUCCGUGGCCCUGCUUGCUCUAGCAGCCGGCGUCCAGGCCGGUGGUGCCAAAGAGCAGCAUGAGCCUCCCAUCCGCGGCGUAAAUGGCAUUGGCAAGCACCAUGCCAGCGGUGCCACUGGCACCGGUGUUGCCCCUACUGGUGUCGUUCCUACCGGUGUUGUUCCUACCGGUACCCAGACUGGCACUCACCCCAUUGGGACCGGCCACCACCACCACCACCACAACGGCACCAGUACCCACACUGGCAGUCACCCCAUUGGGACCGGCCACCACCACCACAACGGCACCAGUACCCACACUGGCAGUCACCCCAUCAUGACCGGUACCCACAACAACGGUACCCACGGCGGUGGCAAGAACAGCACUAUCAUCGGCACUGGCACUAUCAUCGGCACUGGUACUGCCUCCCACUUCACCCACCACGGUAGCUCGACCAUCCCGGUCGAGGUCCCUACCAAGACUCACACUGCCUCUGUCUCUGGUGGUGCUGGCGGCGGCUCUGCCUCCCCCAGCUCGACCGACUACAGCCCCUCCAGCCCCGGCUCCAAGGUCACCGCACCCCAGGUCGGAGUCCUCAGCGCUGUUAUUGGCAGCAUUGUCUACGGUGCCGUUAUGCUUCUAUAA